Chaetomium globosum CBS 148.51 is the source of this 591-nucleotide messenger RNA. RefSeq lists its product as uncharacterized. The record is from RefSeq and is a predicted model, not a curated record. The transcript is spliced from 2 exons. Lineage: Eukaryota; Fungi; Ascomycota; Sordariomycetes; Sordariales; Chaetomiaceae. Gene Ontology annotation, cellular component: nucleus. Gene Ontology annotation, molecular function: protein phosphatase 1 binding; protein serine/threonine phosphatase inhibitor activity. Bases 1 to 591 code for a protein of 196 amino acids.
AUGUCAUCAGCCGCCCCCCGAUCUCAACAGCGGCAGCAACAGCGGCAGCCGUCGCGCCCUGCCCCGAGCCAAACCGAAACCACACCAUCCACAACCCCACAGACCCAUACCCAGCCCCAAGCCAUCCUCCGUCUGCGCGGCGCACACGCCCCGACAGGGAGAUCGGUGCAAUGGCGGUCCGACGUGGUCGACAAUGAAGGGCUGGGGAGGAAGAAAUCCAAAGUCUGCUGCAUCUACCACCGCCCGCGCGGCGUCGACGAAUCAAGCGAUUCCUCCUCCUCCUCCUCCUCCGACUCGUCCGACUCCGACUCCGACGCCGAUUCCGAUUCGGGGCGCGCAAGCGGGAGCGGGAAGAAAACCGGCGACGGCAAUCACAAGCAGGGACACGCGCACGACUGCGACGGGCAUCACUCGCAUCGGGGAAGCAGAGGUCAGGGGAAGGCGCGGAGGAAGCGGCGGCCGAGUCCGAAUGCGUACGAGAAGAUGCCGCGGUACGAUAAGCCGGGCAAGGAUGGGGAUGGGGAUGGGAGUGGUGGGAGUGGGGAGGGAAAGGGGAAGGGGGUGCCUGGGCAGGGGCCGCAGGGAGCUUAG